Hirsutella rhossiliensis is the source of this 972-nucleotide messenger RNA. Its product is annotated as phosphoribosyl synthetase-associated domain-containing protein. The record is from RefSeq and is a predicted model, not a curated record. Bases 1 to 972 code for a protein of 323 amino acids. Lineage: Eukaryota; Fungi; Ascomycota; Sordariomycetes; Hypocreales; Ophiocordycipitaceae. Gene Ontology annotation, biological process: ribonucleoside monophosphate biosynthetic process; 5-phosphoribose 1-diphosphate biosynthetic process; purine nucleotide biosynthetic process. Gene Ontology annotation, cellular component: cytoplasm; ribose phosphate diphosphokinase complex. The transcript has 6 exons. Gene Ontology annotation, molecular function: ribose phosphate diphosphokinase activity; magnesium ion binding.
AUGUUGGAUCAGAUGGCCAACGAAAUCAAGCUCAUCUCGGGGAGCUCUCACCCGGAGCUGAGCGGCAAGGUUGCCAGCCGACUGGGCAUCUCGGUCGCCAACACCAUGAGCCUCAACUACUCCAACCAGGAGACGAGCGUGUCCAUUGGCGAGUCUGUCCGAGACGAGGACGUCUUCAUUCUGCAGUCCACCGCCCCGGGAGACGUCAACGACGGCCUGAUGGAGCUGCUCAUCAUGAUUCACGCCUGCAAGACAGCCUCGGCCCGGCGCAUCACGGCCGUCAUCCCCAACUUUCCCUACGCCCGCCAGGACAAGAAAGACAAGUCUCGCGCCCCCAUCAGCGCAAAGCUCAUCGCAAACAUGCUGCAAGUCUCCGGUUGCAACCACGUCAUCACGAUGGACUUGCACGCCUCUCAAAUCCAGGGCUUCUUCAACGUGCCCGUGGACAACCUCUACGCUGAGCCGUCCGUCUUGCGCUGGAUCGACCAGAACCUGGACGUGGACAACUGCGUCAUCGUCUCUCCCGACGCCGGCGGUGCCAAGCGCGCAACCUCCAUUGCUGAUCGCCUGAACACGGCCUUUGCUCUGAUCCACAAGGAGCGCCCGCGUCCCAACGUCGUGGGCCGCAUGGUUCUCGUCGGCGAUGUUCAGGACAAGGUCGCCAUUCUUGUCGAUGACAUGGCCGACACCUGCGGAACGCUCGUCAAGGCGGCCGAGACCGUCAACGAGCAUGGCGCUCGCAAGGUCUAUGCCAUUGUCACGCACGGCAUCCUGAGCGGCAAAGCAAUCGAGAACAUUAACCGGUCAUGUCUCUCCGGCCUGGUCGUGACCAAUACUGUCCCUCUAGGUGACAAGACGGAACGAUGCCCGAAGCUCAAGGUCAUCGACGUGUCUGGUACCCUAGCUGAGGCGAUUCGCCGAACUCAUAAUGGGGAGUCGGUGUCGUACCUUUUUACCAACGUGCCAGUUUAA